This is a messenger RNA of Strongylus vulgaris, 483 nucleotides long. NCBI's taxonomy places the organism in Eukaryota, Metazoa, Nematoda, Chromadorea, Rhabditida, Strongylidae. The record is from the annotation of a GenBank genome assembly.
AUGCAUAAGAGAACUCAUUUUGUACCUGGUAUUUUUGAAAAAUCCAUUCAACAUCCCACGGCUUCUUUGAUUGCGAAAGCUUCAACAGCACAAGAUGACAUUACUGGAGAUGGAACGACAUCAACUGUUCUUCUUAUUGGAGAAUUGCUCAAGCAAGCAGAAACUUACGUUUUGGAGGGUGUGCAUCCACGUCUCCUUACUGAAGGUUUUGAAUGGGCUAAUGCACGAACUCUGGAAUUGUUGGAAAAAUUCAAACAAGAGAUGGUGACUUUUGAGGUACCCAUUGACCGCAACACCUUGAUUGAAGUCGCGCGUACAUCUUUGCGUACAAAACUUCAUCACAAACUCGCCGAUCAUAUCACUGAAUGUGUUGUUGAUGCUGUGUUAGCGAUUCGUCAGGGUGACCGAGAGCCUGAUCUCCACAUGAUUGAGAAAAUGGAAAUGCACCAUGAGAGCGACAUGGAUACAACUCUUAUACGGUGA